AUGAAACUUUUUUGUUAUUUUAAAAGACUAUUCUUAAUAAAUUUAUAUUUUAUAAAAAUGGAAAAACCAUCAAAGUAUUUUACCAAAAAUAAAAUAAAAAAGAUACAAGUAAAAUAUGAAGAGAUUCCAAUCAAUACAAUUAGUAAUGUUAAAAAAUUGCAAAUAGAAAAAAAUAAUAUGGAUAAUUGUAAGGUUAAUAAUAACAUAAAGGAAUCAUACACUAAAGAAGAUAAUUUUUUAAUGAAGAAAAUAGAAUUAAGUAAAAAUAAUGAAUUAAUUCAAGUUAACAAUUUAAAACAUUCUGAACAAGUACGACCAAAAAAAUCUCUGAGUAAAAUUAGAGUGAAAAAGGAAUAUAAUGUAAAAAGAAAAACUUCUAAAAAUGAAAUUAACAAUGAAAAAAAUAUGUUAAUUGAAAAUGUUAAAAAAGAAUACAAUAUAAAUAACACCGAUAUAAAUUUAAAAAAAGAGCAUUUUUUAUUAACAUAUAAUAAAAUAAAAGAAAUGAGAAAAAAUAUAAUUGCACCUGUAGAUAAAUAUGGAUGUAAUAAGUUAAGCGAAAAAACUGAUGAUUUAAAAGUUUAUCGUUUUCAAACAUUGAUUUCUUGUUUAUUAUCAUCAAGAACAAAAGAUGAAGUAACUGCAAUGGUAAUGAAUAAAUUAAAAAGUCAUGGAUUAACAGUAGAAAAUAUUUUAAAUACGUCAGAAGAAAAAUUAAAAAAAUUAAUAUAUGGUAUUGGUUUUUAUAAUGUAAAAGCAAAACAAAUUAUUAAUAUUUGUCAUAUUUUAAAAAAUAAAUAUAAUUCAGACAUUCCUGAUAAUUAUGAAGAACUAAAAAAAUUGCCAGGGAUAGGGGAAAAAAUUGCACAACUUAUUUUGCAAACAGCCUUAAAUAAAAAUGAAGGAAUAGCUGUUGAUAUACAUGUUCAUAGAAUAGCUAAUAGAUUAAAUUGGGUUAAAACAAAAAAUGAAUUACACACACAAAUACAAUUAAAAAAUUAUGUUGAAAAAGACAUAUGGUCAGAAAUAAAUAUCUUAUUAGUUGGUUUUGGGCAAGUGAUUUGUAAAGGGAAAAAACCAAUUUGUGAAAGAUGUACACUUACUGAUUAUUGCCAAUAUUAUAAGGAGAACUUGAUUAAAAAGAAAAUAGAAAUAUAA
Plasmodium relictum is the source of this 1158-nucleotide messenger RNA. RefSeq names its product endonuclease III homologue, putative. Bases 1 to 1158 code for a protein of 385 amino acids. Gene Ontology annotation, cellular component: nucleus. Lineage: Eukaryota; Apicomplexa; Aconoidasida; Haemosporida; Plasmodiidae. The record is from RefSeq and is a predicted model, not a curated record. Gene Ontology annotation, biological process: base-excision repair; nucleotide-excision repair; base-excision repair, AP site formation. The transcript has a single exon. Gene Ontology annotation, molecular function: DNA binding; 4 iron, 4 sulfur cluster binding; DNA-(apurinic or apyrimidinic site) endonuclease activity.